AUGACACAUGAUUCUUUGUGUGGACUCGAUUACAUUCACUCGAUGCAACCUAAAGAGAUUCUGCACGGUGACAUCUGUCCAAGGAACAUCUUAGUAACAGCAACGAUGAGAGCGAAACUGGGUGAUCUAGGAGCUGCUCGUUUUCAAGAUGCUUCACUUUCAGUUGGUCUGCUCAGUCCACAAUACACACCUCCUGAGAGAUUUGAUGUUCCAGCUUUACCAAAAAGCAAGAAAACAGACAUGUACAGCAUAGGAGUGACCAUAUGUAAGCUCUUCACUGCUGUUCUUCCAGAUUGUAAACAAAGGAUGGAUCAAGUCUUACUUAUCUGUGAGAUAAAUGUCCGCUUCUUAUGUAAACACUUGAUGAGAGAUGAUCCUGCCACACGACCAACAGCAGCACACGACCAACAGCAGCACACGCCCGUCAUAUCAUUAGUCGUAUUUGUUUGA
This is a messenger RNA of Corticium candelabrum, 450 nucleotides long. Its product is annotated as serine/threonine-protein kinase Nek3-like. The coding region runs from base 1 to 450 and encodes 149 amino acids. Lineage: Eukaryota; Metazoa; Porifera; Homoscleromorpha; Homosclerophorida; Plakinidae. The record is from RefSeq and is a predicted model, not a curated record. Gene Ontology annotation, molecular function: ATP binding; protein kinase activity. The transcript is spliced from 2 exons. Gene Ontology annotation, biological process: protein phosphorylation.